Messenger RNA from Anoplopoma fimbria (sablefish), 878 nucleotides. RefSeq lists its product as uncharacterized. The record is from RefSeq and is a predicted model, not a curated record. The transcript has 3 exons. The coding region runs from base 71 to 469 and encodes 132 amino acids. Lineage: Eukaryota; Metazoa; Chordata; Actinopteri; Perciformes; Anoplopomatidae.
GAUAUUUACCACACACAGGAUAUCUUUUCUUCUUUGCGCAGAAACCAAGGACCAACACCAACAAAUCAAGAUGGCAAAGAUCGUAUUUGUGAUCGUUGCAGUUAUUGCAUCUUUCAUGCUGGCUGAGUCCCUGACCUGCAACAAAUGCAGCUACGGUCUGCUGGGCUUCUGCAUUUCCAAAGCUAAUGAGACCUGCGCGACCAACACCAGUGUCUGCUAUACUGGGAAAGCAACUUUCACAGGAAUUGCCUCUGUGGGCUUCAACACCCAGGGGUGCCGUGAGCCAGCCAACUGCAACAAGACCCUCAAUGGCACCAUUUUGAACGUCAAAUACGAGACCAAAAUCGACUGUUGCUCAUCAAACAAUUGCAACCCCACCCAGGUCAGCGGAGCCCCAUCCACCAAGAUGACCCUCACUGCUGCCAUCGGUGUAGCAGUCCUGGCCUCCAUGUGGGGAAGCAUUCUGUAAUAUGCCUAAUGCUAGACCACCAAAAACAGUUGCAGCCAGCUGCUCCUGAAUCCCUUUAUACUAUCAUAAAUUAUCCAGGGGAAGUCUACGAGCCCCGAAAUAAACACUUUGGAUCUCAUGAAUUUAUAAGUAUGAUUUACUAUAUGCCUUCAUGCUGUGACACUCUAUUAUCUUUCAUAACUCAGGUCUUGUCAUAUCAGGGGUCAGUUUAUAUAAUGACAAGUUAAGUAAAAGUCCCAAACUAAGGUACUCAUCAUGGAAGUUGAUCAAUGGAAUGUUUCCGGGAAACAUUGAGCUCUUAAAUCUUCCAGACCUUUGUUUUGCUUUGUUUUAAAAAAAUAAACUUUUGUAAUUAUCCUUUUUGAACUACUUUGUGUCUUACUGGAUGUGAAAAUAAAGAAAAUCGUUG